GUCAUUUUUGGACUUGAGCAAAACUUCGGCAUAUCUGUUGGUGGUGUGGCGGUGAGCUGAUUCACGACUUUCGGGAAGAAAUGGCCACAAGAAGAGACUGAAACAGGAGGCAGGAGGAUGUCUGUGGAGGUGGACUUGUUGCUGCAGGAGGCGAAGGAAAGCAUCGAGGCAGCCCAGAACUACCGCAGUGAACUCCAGCAGCGCCUUCAUGGCCUCAACCAGGCGCGCAAACAGGUCCGGGGAAGCUCAGGUCAGGCCCGCGAGGCCCUCCGGAGGCACUUCACGGAGCUGCAGGCGGCGACAACGAGGCUGCUGACAGAGCGGCUGAACUCCCUGCUGGCGGAGGUGGACGCCAUCGAAGCGGACAGCGUCAAACCGCUGGACGACUGCCAGAGUCUCAUCGAGCAGGGCGUGGGCCAGGCCGACGAGCUGCUGAGAGAAGGAGAAGCAGCGCUGCGUUGUGGUCUUGGAGAGAAGGAGGACCAACUGGGCAGUUUCACCAAGAAGGCCAUGCACAUCCAGCUGGACAGCCUCCCAGAGGUCCCGGCGUUGGUAGACGUCCCGUGUGUUUCGGCUCAGGUGGACGACUCUCUCCUGGGUCUGCUGAGAGAGCGCGUGUCCCGCCACGGCUCCGUCUCCUCCCAUCCACCCGCCCAGAUCGAAGAGCUGCAGGAGAGACCGGGCAGCGUCCUGGUCCGCUGGUGUAAGGUGGACGAGGACUUUGCAGCUGCUGACUAUCGGCUGCAGUACCGGCGAGCUGGCAGUGGGGGGGGCCAGUAUGAGGACGCCUACAUCGGCAGAGACUGUGAGUUCCUGGUUCUCCACCUGGACCCCAACACGGAUUAUAUGUUCCGGGUCUGCGCCCGUGGGGAGGGUCGCACCGAGUGGAGCCCCUGGAGCAUCCCGCAGACGGGAUACACCACACUGACGCCGCACGAGUGGUGUCCGGGCACUGAAGGCUAUGUCCUGAGCAGCAGGAAGAACAUCGCUCUGAGGAACGACUCCUCCCAGUCGCGCUGCCCCGUCCUUUACUCAAACGCACCCACCUACUUCUGUGGCCAGACGCUCACCUUCAGGAUCACUGCAGCUGGUCCCACAGAUCGGAGGGACAGUCUGGGCGUCUGCGUGGACAACAGGGGGGCGGAGUCUCUUCAAAGGGACCAGGCUGUCUGCAUUUCCACCAAUGGUGCCGUUUUCGUCAAUGGUAAAGAGAUGACCAAUCAGCUGCCAGCCAUCACCGUGGGCUCGGCCGUCACCUUCGACAUGGAGGUGGUCAACCUGUUCCCCGUCAGCAACAACAACCUGAGCGACGGCGGACACUUCAAGCUGAGGGUGACCAUCGGCUCAGGGAACAGGGAGGUGGUGUUUGAUUGGCUGGUGGACCAGGCCGUGGACUGCCUCUACUUCGGCUGCUCCUUCGUCCACUGCGGCUGGAAAGUCCUCGUGUUUUAGAGACGUCCUCGCUCUGAGCCCAGAGAGGCUCAGUUUGUCUUCUGCUGUUUACUGUUACACCAGAACUGUAAAUCCUCCAAGAUUUUCUCCAACUAGAGAACCUCAGGACACAGCUGUGAAACAGGAAGUCGUGUCUGGGACGUAAUCCUGCAGGGAAAUUUAUCUGAAGCUUCUUUUGACCUCUGACUUUGUGUUUUAACAGCCAGAGAUGUGAGCGGCAGAGUCAGCUUGAUUACGUUAUUUCCUCUUACAGUGUCAAAACGCAACACCACCGUUUUCUACAGUUUAACCCUUUUAUUCCCAACAUUUAUUACCAACUGUUUUAUUAGGGAUGAUCCUCCUGUGCAUGUCCGGGACUAGAUGAGGCUGCAGGAGGAUUUUAAAGACAGAUCUUACAGAUUUGUCCCAAUCUUAAAAUCUCAGAUCUUUGACAUGAGAAAAUGUGACUUUUACUGUUGAUAACAUAGGAGGCCUUCAUAAAAUGACUUUAAUCCACUUCAGAGAUACUGUAGAAGCUUCUUCAUCUCCUUUUUUUUUACCAACAAACAUCUUCAUUCUUCUGUAAACCUUCUACGACGGACGUUUUUGUUUCCCAGCUGAUCUGACAUCAGCGUUCCCUCAUCAUGGAGUCGAUGGUACAGAUUUCCUAAAACCUCCAGACUGAUUUAUUUUAGCCAAAAGGAGCAAAAAUAAAACCUGGACAUGAAGACAACCUUGUUCAAAGUGUUUGACGGUCCUAACAGUGACACCUGCUGGAUAAACACAUGAACUGUGUUUGAUGUCAUCACUGUUGCCUGUCAUGUUUUGGUCAAUAAAGUUCAAUUUUGUUAAACAGA
Messenger RNA from Cheilinus undulatus (humphead wrasse), 2288 nucleotides. It is a transcript of the gene crlf3, whose product is annotated as cytokine receptor-like factor 3. The transcript is spliced from 9 exons. Gene Ontology annotation, molecular function: protein binding. The record is from RefSeq and is a predicted model, not a curated record. Lineage: Eukaryota; Metazoa; Chordata; Actinopteri; Labriformes; Labridae. The coding region runs from base 118 to 1452 and encodes 444 amino acids.